GGAGUAUUCAAUUCAAGGAAUAUAAUUAAAUUGAAAUAUAUGUUAUAGUACACCCACCGGCUCAUGUUAGCAACGAGCAUCUCCUCUCUCGAUUACACACACUUUCUCUCUUUCUCUUUCUGCGCAACUUGUGAUUAUACUUUUUCCCAAUUCCCUAUCAAAUUGCGUUUUUCAGGGUUUUUGCUUGCAAUCAACAAUUUCCUUUAUGUAUUGUGACAAAGUUGCAUUUUUUAUUCCACCCGUCAAUGAUUGCAUGAAGCCAUGAAAGAUAAUUGUGGAUUUGAAUCAGGAAUCUAGUUUAGGGGUUUGAUUUUGGAGCAACACUUUAGGAAUUAGGAUUGGUGAUUGGUUGGUAAUCACUGAGAAUCAAUUUUCUAUAGUUUUGAAUUGUGAUUGGAUUCUAAAUGGAUGACAUUGAGAAUGAUGCAAUUGCAAGGUAUCCCCCUAACCCAUAUGCUGUUAGUCACCCUCAUAAUCAAGGUUAUGGUUAUCAGAAACAUCCUUUUAGGAAUUCUCCUUAUUCUCGUCCCGUUGUGAAUGAAUCCGCCGAAGAUUUUAAUGGUGGCAAUGAAGAAGAUGAUUAUAGGUUAGAUGGGAAAGAUGAUGUUGUGGAUGAUGAGGAGGAGGAGGAUGCCGUUGAUCGAAAUAGGAGCGUUCGAGUUCCUCUGAAUCAUGUUGAUGAAGAUGAUGAUGUUGAUGAUGAUAUGGAUGGGGAUGGCGAUGAAAAUGAUGAUAAUGACCAACAAGAAAAUCAGGAGUAUGGUUAUCUGAAACAUCCUAUGAGGAAUAAUCCGGAUCCCCAGCCAUUUGAAAAUGAAGGUAACAAUGAUGGAGAUGAAGGAGAUGAAGAAGAUGAAGAGCGGUUAGUAGGGGAAGAUGAAGGUGACGGUGAUGAGGAUGUUGAUCAAAAUAACAACUUUCAGCUUUCCCGAAAUCAUGCUGAUGAAGAAGAUAACAAUGAUGGGGAUGGGGAUGAGGAUAGGGAUAGGGAUGAAGAUGACAAUGACGGGGAUGAGGAUAGGGAGGAAAAUGGUGAUAACAACGACGGUGAUAAUGACAAUAAGCAGAAAAGCUAUGCCAUCAUGAAUGAAGAUGAAUUUGAGUGGCACCCAAAAAAGCAAAAGCUAAAGAGUUUGAUGUCAACUUAUGAAUUUGCAGCUCGGGUGCCGGAACCAUCUGCUGCAGCUUCUUCUGCUACUAAACCAUCUUUUGGGGCUAGAAACUCGCUUAGUGAGUGGACUGAGAAAGAGACAUUUGUUCUUCUUGAUGCGUGGGGUGAUCGGUUUCUUCAACAUGGAAGGAAGAGUCUUCGAUCUGAUGAAUGGCAACAAGUUGCAGAAAAGGUAUCAGAAGUUUCAAAAGUUGAUAGGACAGAUACUCAGUGUAGAAAUCGUUUGGAUACAUUGAAGAAGAAAUACAAAAAGGACAAGAUUAAGUUUUCGGAAAUGGGUGGCGGAGAUAAAAAAUGGGUUUACUUCAAAAAGAUGGAUAAGUUAAUGUCUUCUCCACCGCAACAAGCCGGUUUCUCUUGUGGUUUGGACUCAAGAGAGAGUGUUUUUUUGAAGCCUAGAGUUUUUGCUAAUCAUGCAAAUGGAUUGGAUGACACGAGGGAUAAUCCCGCAAAUACCAAAUCCAUUGGUGUAGAAGGUUUAGAAAGGCCCCGCGCAAAGAAAAGAAGGAAAGGUAGGGGCAGUGACGAGUCUUCUUCCUUCAAAUUACUUGCUGAUUCCAUUCAGAAUUUCGGUAAGAUUUAUGAGAAAAUUGAAAAUAAUAAAAGGCAGCAGAUGAUGGAGCUGGAAAAGAUGAGGAUGGAUUUCCUCACUGAAUUGGAAACACAAAAGAGAGAGAUUUUUGAAAAAUUGCAGAGUGAGAUUUUAAGAUUCGAGCAAAGAGAUGAUUAGAAUGAUGAUUAUGUUGAAUCAGGUCUCUUAAGUCUUAUGCAUUGUAGUUCUCAUUGUUGUAUAACACAGAAUGCAGACACCAGACAGCUUGUUGUUGUAUCAUAUUUGAGGCAUUUUGCCUAUUCUUCAAAUUUCUGAGGCAAUACACUUGCCAGCCAGCAAUGUUCUUUUUACUGGAAUCAGAAUUGGGUUCAGCCAUAUAUUAUCAUUA
Molecule: messenger RNA, 2112 nt
Organism: Vicia villosa (hairy vetch)
Lineage: Eukaryota; Viridiplantae; Streptophyta; Magnoliopsida; Fabales; Fabaceae
Exons: 2
Coding region: 405-1901 (498 amino acids)
Cellular component (GO): nucleus
Molecular function (GO): transcription cis-regulatory region binding
Source: RefSeq, a predicted model, not a curated record